UGUCCAUCCCCUUGGACUGGGUUGGGAGAACACAGGAAACACCCCAGCCCUCUCCCACAGAGCCUCAGCCUGUGACAGCUACUUCCCUGACGAGCAGAACGGCCUGAAGCCAGCAGCAGAGCCAGCUCCGACAGAGGCAGAACUGCCUCUGCAGCCUCCUGUAGCUAACAGCCCCAUCCACAGCCUCUCCAGGGCAGGUGCUUCCAGGAGCAACCCAGACAUUAGUUGGUCCUCAUGUCAGUCAAACCUAGUCCUGGGCCUGGGCCCACCUUGGCACCCAACAAUGAUUUUGAAGAGAUCCACAACUGGACACAGCUUCUCCAACUCUUCAACCACACCUUUACUGAUUGCCACAUGGACCUCAACGAGAAUACCAAACAAGUGGUCCUCUUCGUCCUCUAUCUGGCCAUCUUCGUGGUGGGGUUGGUGGAGAACGUCCUGGUGAUAUGUGUCAACUGGCACCGCUCAGGUCGGGCGGGGAUGCUGAGCCUAUACAUUCUCAACAUGGCCAUUGCAGACCUGGGCAUCAUCCUAUCUCUGCCUGUUUGGAUGCUGGAGGUCAUGCUGGAGUACACCUGGCUCUGGGGCAGCUUCUCCUGCCGCUUCAUCCAUUAUUUCUCCCUUGCCAACAUGUACAGCAGCAUCUUCUUCCUCACGUGCCUGAGCAUCGACCGCUACUUCACGCUCACCAAUGCCUCUCCCUCCUGGCAGCGCCACCAGCACCGAGUACGGAGGGCUGUGUGCGCAGGCGUCUGGGUCCUCGCGGCCAUCAUCCCUUUGCCUGAGAUUGUGCAUAUCCAGCUGCUGGACGGCUCUGAGCCCAUGUGCCUCUUCCUGGCACCUUUUGAAACGUACAGCACCUGGGCCCUGGCAGUGUCCUUGUCUGCUACCGUCCUGGGCUUCCUACUGCCCUUUCCUCUCAUCGCAGUUUUCAACAUUCUAUCGGCCUGCCGGCUUCGGAGGCAACAACGGUCAGAGAGCAGGCGCCACUGCCUGUUGCUGUGGGCUUACACAGCGGUCUUUGUAGUCUGCUGGCUACCCUACCAUGUGACCACGCUGCUGCUCACUCUGCAUGCGACCCACAUCUUCCUUCACUGCCACCUGGUUAACCUGCUCUACUUCUUUUACGAAAUCAUUGACUGCUUCUCCAUGCUGCACUGCGUCGCCAACCCCAUCCUUUACAACUUUCUUAGCUCAAGCUUCCGGGGCAGGCUCCUGAGCAUUGUGGUCCGUUACCUCCCCAAGGAGCAAGCCAGGGCAGCGGGCGGGCAAGCCUCCUCUUCGUCAUCCACCCAGCACUCCAUCAUCAUUACCAAAGAUGACAGCCUGCCUCUGCAACAAAUAUCCACUCCCAACCCAUCCAAAACUUUCCGGCACCCUCUCUGCCUCCAAACACCUCACCUACACUCUGCAGUUCCAUAGCCAGCUAAGGUAGAUUCCAGGCUCU
Molecule: messenger RNA, 1447 nt
Organism: Psammomys obesus (fat sand rat)
Lineage: Eukaryota; Metazoa; Chordata; Mammalia; Rodentia; Muridae
Gene: Ackr5
Product: G protein-coupled receptor 182
Biological process (GO): G protein-coupled receptor signaling pathway
Cellular component (GO): membrane
Molecular function (GO): G protein-coupled receptor activity
Source: RefSeq, a predicted model, not a curated record